AUGUCUUCGAGAGACUAUAACUACGAUGAACAGGGCCAAUUUUUCCCAUUCUUCGUCCUAACCCUCACCAGCCUGGUUACUCUUCCUCUCACGUACAGCCUCCUUAAACCACAGAAAAAACUCGAGAGUACCGCACCGCGAAUAAAGUCGGAUUUCAAGCCCCAGCAUGACGACCUCAUUCAAGCGCAGAAGCGGAAGCGCCUCCGUAAAGAGCGCCGGAUCAAGCGUGCCAUUGCCGUGCUUGUGGGGUACGUGAUUAUGGCUUGGAUGAUCUACCUAAUCAUCAUCUCGAAGAGGACCGCACCGAAGAUAUGGGAUCCUUAUGAGAUCUUGGGCGUUUCGAGGAACGCGGACGAGAGAGCCAUUACCAAGCACUACAAGCGAUUAUCUCUCAUAUACCACCCGGACAAAGUCCGCCCCGAUCCUUCCAAGAAUGAGACUAUGGAGACUCUCAAUGAACGCUUCGUUGAGCUUACGAAAGCUUACAAGGCGUUGACUGAUGAGGAGAUCCGUAACAACUACUUGCAGUAUGGAAACCCGGACGGGAGGCAGAGCAUGAGCAUUGGCAUCGCCCUGCCCAAGUUGAUCGUCACCGAGGGCAACGGUAAAUACGUCUUGUUGGUCUAUGGGGCUCUUCUUGGCGUUCUUCUGCCAUACAUCGUUGGCAGGUGGUGGUAUGGCUCUCAGCGAUACACUCGGGAAAAAGUCCUCGUCGCUAGCGCUGGCAAUAUCUUUCGAGAAUAUAAGGUCGACAUGCUUGGCGGCCGGAUUGUCAGCGCCCUUUCUACGGGAGAGGAGUACAAGGACAUGCUGAAAGGCAAAGCCGAGUCAGGACUCGCAAAGGUCGAGAAAAAGGUUCUUGAAGACAGCGAAUCCGGAUUGACUCCCAAUGACCGGGAGACGCUUCGAAAAAUAGAUGACUCGUACAGGAGAAAGGCCCUGGCGUUGCUGUGGGCGUAUUUGGGCAGAAUCGACCUGGAGGAUGCUACGCUGAACGAAGAAAAAUACGAAGCUGCGUCUAUUGCACUGACUUUAAAUGACUCCUUUACAGCCAUUGCUCUCGCAUUUGGCAACCUGCUGCCAAUCAUUGGAGCGUACCGCAUUGCCCAAAACCUGAUCCAAGCUAUCCCUCCUGGCUCUUCACCGCUCCUGCAAUUGCCUUACUUCACGCCAAAGGUUGUCAAAUCGGUUGAGGGCGAGGAUGCUAAGACCCACCUGACUAUUCAGAAAUACAUGCAGCUUCCUGAGGAGCGCAGACGAAGCUUGACGGUCGGUGUUGGCCUCUUGUCCGAGAAGGAAUAUGAGACAGCCAUCGCUGUGGCAAAACAGUUGCCAGCUCUCGACAUUUCCAAGGCGUUCUUCAAGGUCAUGGGAGAGAAAGUUAUCACUCCUAGCAGCUUGGUUCAAUUGGUGGUUAAGGGUCGAAUUAUCCCCCCGGGAUCUACAAAUGUUCCAGAAGUCAAUGAGGCUGAUUUGGAGGAUAUUGAUCCGGAUGAGGACGACCUUGAUGCUCUUCUUGGCCGGAAACCUGCGAAGAACAAGAAAGUGAAGCUUCCAGACGGGCGAACGGUGGAAGAUAAGGAAACGCGGGUGCAGCCCCCCCUGGCUCAUGCACCUUACCUUGCACGCGACUACUCACCCAAGUGGCAUAUUUUCCUCGCGGACCCCAAGCAAGGAAAGAUCGCGGUUCCUCCUUUCACUUUCACGACCUUGGACAAGCCUAUCUUCGAUGAGAACGGCAAGCCAACGUUCAACAUGCAAACGUUAAAGAUGCAGUUCCAGGCUCCGCCGCAAGUGGGCGAUUACACGUUCGUGCUUCAUGUGAUCUGUGACAGUUAUAUCGGGUUCGACACGAAGAUGGAGAUUACUCUUCGUGUGGAUGAUCCUGCGAAGGCGGCUGCUCUGGACGAGGAAGACGACAUCAGUGAACCGGACGAAGAUUCUCUGGCCGGUCAGAUGCAGGCUCUGAAGACUGGCGUACCACCGAAGAAGAAGAAGCCUACGGAUGAGGAAUCUAGCGAGGAAGAAGAGAGCGAUACGGAGGGUGAUGUCGACGACACGAGCGAGACAGACACUGAAACAGAUACGGAUGGUGAAUAG
Rasamsonia emersonii CBS 393.64 is the source of this 2100-nucleotide messenger RNA. RefSeq names its product Protein translocation complex component (Npl1). NCBI's taxonomy places the organism in Eukaryota, Fungi, Ascomycota, Eurotiomycetes, Eurotiales, Trichocomaceae. The transcript is spliced from 6 exons. Gene Ontology annotation, cellular component: Sec62/Sec63 complex. Bases 1 to 2100 code for a protein of 699 amino acids. The record is from RefSeq and is a predicted model, not a curated record. Gene Ontology annotation, biological process: post-translational protein targeting to endoplasmic reticulum membrane; SRP-dependent cotranslational protein targeting to membrane. Gene Ontology annotation, molecular function: RNA binding; transmembrane protein transporter activity.